AUGAAUGAUCAAAUAUUUUAUGGCCAUUCAUUUAAAAAUGCAAAUGCAUUACUUUUCAGAAAAAAGACAGAAAAUGAAAAUCAAAAGAAAAAGAAGAAAAAUGAUGAGGAGGAAGUAAAACAUAUGUGAGUGCUGACAACUUUGACUGGAGAAAAUAUUUUGUGUUUGGUUGGGUCAAACGCUCUUUUCACAUGUGACUGCUGAAAAAAUAUAUGUGUCAGACAAAUGCAUAUUACAGGACUGAUCCUAGCCUCCUCUGCAGGCAUCUCUGUAGCCUGUGAAUGGUUAAGAGAUAACGAGGUUAGAUUAGAUAGGUUAACCUCUAAGGAGAUUAGAUUGAGUCACAGAGAUGAAAGACACAUACAAUGACCAAAGUCUACUUCAUGAAACACGUGCAAUGCUUGCUUGAUCAUGCCACCCAACUUGCUCUUUUAUUCAUUUAAUGUUUUCUCCAUUUAGUGACCAAGUUUCGUCCGCGCUCUUCUUUCAAUACAACACUCAGCUGGGACCACCUUAUUAUAUUCUGGUUGAUACAAAUUUUAUUAAUUUCUCAAUCAAAAACAAACUAGAUUUAUUUCAGUCUAUGAUGGACUGUCUUUAUGCAAAAUGUAAGUAGGAAUCUUUGGGUUGUAGAAUCACUUCUAAAUUGUGCUUUUCCUAGUUGCUUGUCUUGUGUUCAGGUAUACCAUGUAUAACAGAUUGUGUUAUGGGAGAAUUGGAAAAAAUGGGAACAAAAUACAGAGUAGCAUUAAGGUUUGUCUUGUACUUUCACACAUUAAAUUGCAUUGUGCCAAAAUGCACCCUACUAUUCCCAUUGUGCCCAAAUGCACCCUACUGUCCCUGUUGUGCCCAAAUGCACCCUGCUGUCCCCCAUUGUGCCCAAAUGCACCCUACUUCUGGAGAAUGCUGGACUCAUUGGGCUGACUCUUAAAUAUGUAGUACAGUGUGUCAUGCUGAGGUCUGUUUUGUCUGUUUGUUACAGGAUGGCUCGUGAUGAGAGGUUUCAAAGAUUACCAUGUAUGCACAAAGGGACAUAUGCUGAUGAUUGUCUUGUUAAUAGAGUCACCCAGGUACUGUAUGGCGAAGAAAUCAUUGAUAGUAAUUCAUCUGCCUUUCACUUUUGCAUCUGGGCUUCAAUUCCUGCAAUGUGAAGUUAUGUGAUUAUAAUUUUGCUUGAGUCACAUGCGAGUACUUCAAACACCACAGGGUUUCUCCAGGUUAUUCAGAUUCCUCUGGUAAGGAAUGGACUUACUGGACUUCUUGGAAAAACACUUUAAGCUGACAGAGCUACUAUAAAAGGGUUUAGUUUACUAAGUGCCAAUUUAAACUGCUGAAUGAGAACCAGUGUCUUCUGUGUAGAGAUUGAGUCAUAGGGAGUUGUUGACCCUUACUCACUUAGCACACAAAGACUGUCAACCAGCAUGGCCAUCUAGGUUUCAUCACAAUCAUUGUAUAACAUUUCUGAUUGCAGCACAAAUGCUACAUCGUGGCGACAUGUGACCGAGAUUUAAAACGAAGAAUAAGAAAAGUUCCUGGCGUUCCCAUCAUGUACAUCACAAAAUAUAGGUACGACUUUCAUCAAUUGUUUUGUUUUGUAGAAAAAACCAUGAUAUGUAGUUGGCUAAGCUUUUGAUAUCCAAGCCCAGAUGUUUAUUGAAUUUCUCGCUCAUUGGUAAAUGGAUUUUCCAACAAGCUAUUGCACAAUUGAUAGGGGAUCAUUAAGAUUAUUAAGAGCUUGAGUAGAGAUCCAACCAAGGAUUGAACUCGGAUCUCCCAGUUUCACAUAACUGCAAACAACUCCUUGUCCAUUGUGACUUCAGGUAGAAGUGAUAAUUUCAUAAUGAGUAUUUUAUUUUGUUAUUUAGAUACUCAAUAGAGCGGAUGCCUGAUGCUUACGGAGGUAACGUUACUUGUACAUAUCACAUAUUAAUUCUACUGUGCACAUGACAAACAUUUUGAACCGUUAUGCCAACUUUUACAUUCAUCAAUUUUAUAUUUUCAGCUCCAAAGAUGUAAAUGGUGUAAAUAAACAUGAGAUGAAAACUGUAAGGAAUUAUUUUCCGUGCAACGAACGAGGGCCAAUGGCAAUGCAUUAGAAGCACUAAGCGAGAGGACUUAUUCACAAUACUGACAAUAACUAAGCUUGCAGCAUUAUCAUUAUAAGUUUUAAGAAUGUUCUUUAGCGAGAAGGUGCACCUGUAUGUACAAGCGCCGUAAUGUACAUGUUAUGACUGUUAUACUACAUAAAGUAUAUAUGUCAUACCGUAUAAAGUUCCGCAUUUUAAGCGUUUAUUAACGCAUUAUUGUGUGAAUACAUAUAUUUACUGGGCUGCGUAUAUGGUUAUACUUUGCAAGGAACAGUGAGUAUUUAAUAUCCGUUUGUCAGACGUAUUUACAAAUUACAUUAUGAUAAGCGCGUUUAAUUAAAAUAAUAUACAUAAAACAUCUUGCAUAUGAAAGUUUGAUUACAUUAUUUAACUGCAGGUGACCAGGUUAGUUUUAUGACCCAUAAUUGUUCAAUUUAAAUUGCAUAUUCGUAAAAGUGUUUUACGUGUAAAAUACGCGACGAAAAAUUAAUGAUAAUAUAGCUUUUAGUCUUGUUUUAAAACUUGAGCGAAAAAUUACGAAAAAUAGCGCUUUAUUUUAAAAACUAUCAAGAACAAAACUUGAGACUAGUUUUAUCAUAAAUGCAACAAUUAUAUAAACAUUUCUUAAAAACCCUCUUGACAACUUGUGUUAUCCUAAUAUCAGUCCGUCACUAAUUAACGCGCGAGUUGUCAUAGGAACAGCAGCUUCAUUAGUGCCAAAAUAUCAAAAAUGGAUUUAGAUCAAAAACACGUUGUAGCUCAUGGACAUUAAGGUAUGUGGAGUCUUUCUGUACUACUAUAAAAUUCUCUGCGCUAAAAACUAUUGUCAUGUUUGUAAGAGCUAGGCUAGAGUAAAAUGCGAGAUUGGGACGUCUUCUCAAGUGUUGAAAGAAAAUACGAAAGCCAAUUAGAAGCUUUGCGUUUGACAAUACGUCUGGAGAUAAGAAAAUCGAUUGCUUCGAUGUUUGCAUGAGUUUUCUGUGUUAUUGUAUGAGGGAUUUUCAGGGGAAAUUUUGGCGUAAUUUACGAAGGUUUCACAAGUGACAUCUUUUUUCUCGUAUGACCGAAUACACACAACUGAAGAAUUGAUGUUUUCCGUUACGUGGCAGCAUUUUUCGCGCGAGUUUUAUGAUCUGUCAACGUUUCUGUGAUCACAGUUGAAAUUUUGCAUGCAGAUAAAUUCUAAGUUUUGAAGGAUUUGUGAGAAAUGUUUGAGGAAACUGACUUAAUGUUAGACACUAAUUAUUCAGUUUCCUCAAACAUUUCUUACAAAUCCUUCUAAACUUAGAAUUUACCCAUGCAAAAUUCCUUCUGUGAUGACAAGAAAUUUUGAUAAUGUAAACCAGGCUUAAGGUCCACACAGACCGGACGCGAUUUGGCAACGCGACGCGAAUUUUCAGUUUUCAGUGACAUUUAACUUUAAUAUUUUUCAGUGUUUUUCAAAUAUUCGGGACCACUUAAGCAAUUUUAGCUAUUUGGUCUGCAUAUCUUGUAAAAUUUUUACCCGUUGACGGUUUUAUUUGUUUUUGAAAACUGAAAAUUCGCGUCGCGUUGUCGAAUCGCGUCCGGUCUGUGUGGACCUUUAAUACUUCGAAAGCUGACGUGGUUUGUGUUUGAACUUGAUGUCGCGCAGUUGAUACCCAAACCAAACUGAGCAAAAUACUUUCUGCACUGCCCUACACACGUACGAAAUUUUAUACUGCCAAAAAAGUAAAGACAAGUUGUGCGGAAAGCUUUCACUAGAAAUCUUCAGAUACCCCGGAUCUGAUUUCUGGGAACGGUAACAUCUUUACCGUUCAAACGCGCUUUAGAAGGAAAGGAUGAAAAACCUUGUUUUUGUAACUAUUUAAUAACUUCCCAACAUUUAGGAUUCCCAACAGGUUUUAUUGCCACAAGAUGAUCUCGUCAUUCAGGAAGAACAGGAUUCAGAAACCGGUUUCUUGGAACACGACGAGGAACCUGCUGAUGAACUUCGGAACAGCUCGGAAUCUCUCGACAGUGGUUGGGAGACCGACUUAGAAAUCGAAGGUAAGGUCACGUGGUCAAAUGAGCUGGCUUAUUGCCCUUACCAGGCCUCUAGAGGUUUCUACCAGUAUCAAGCAAUGUUUCUAAAGAUGUUCAUAAUUUCAGAACCGACCAAGACUUUCGACCCAACUGGGAGAAGACUCUAUCUUGCAGCAUGUGCAAGUAUCGGUGUCACUCCAGUUUCAUAUUUCCUCCGACAUAUUGAAGAUAAAGAUAUGAUAUUACGUCAUCAUGGACUGGGAGCGAAAGGCGCCAAAGCAAUUGCUAUAGCAUUGGUGGUAAGAUCUUAAACCUUAACACUCAAUCGCGAUUAGCUCGAUAAUGGUCGACCUCACAAUUUAUAGCAGCAAGAGAAUGAAACUACAUCUCUGCGGCAGUUGUACGAAGACCAGAUAGCGCUAUCCACCGGAUAGUGAUUUUUCCACUUUUGUAAAAAUGUUUGAAAAACUGUGAAACUACGGAUAUGGACUUCGCAAUUAAUAAAACGAAACUUUAAUUUUGUUUAAUCUGGGUUAUGCCAAUCAAUGGAGUGAAUGGACGAUUUCAGAAAGUUUGAAAAAUCACUAUCCGCGGUCUUCGUACAACCUGAUUUCUAUUUAUUUGCCUCCAGUUACCAGCCUACUGUUACAUACAACCAAAAGAAUUAACAUUAUUUUCUCGCCUCAUAUCUCACUAUCGUCUGUUGCGCGACAUAAUUGCUUACAGUGAAACUUGCAAAUAUAAUCUCGAACGGUCUGUGGCAGUGCCUAUAGACAGCUGUGGAUUAAAAGUGAUAUACAACUACUUGGAAAAUCUCAGCAGAACUUCCACGUUUCCAACCAAGCGUCGAGAAGUUAGGGCAAAAGUUGAAUUGAAUUGAUUUAAUAACUACUGACUUUGUAACCCAAAAAGGUUAAAUUACACCAGUAUUACAUAAAUUAAGAGGAUAAGUUAAAAUUACAUAAUAAUUACAUAUUUAAGAUUAUUUACAUUUCUAAAAACUUAUUUACUGUUAAUCUUUAAUAUACUUUGAGGUAAAAACGAAUUCUUAAAACGUUCGGUUCUGCAAACAUAAUUAUGAUAUUUACAUAUCGGUCUUAGAUCAUAUCCAGAUAAAACUGUUUGUGGUAAAAGAUCUUUGGGAUUUUCAUUGUCAAUAUUCUUCUCAAAGAAAUGUUCGCAUAAUUUUUCUCGUCGAUCUCUCAGUGACGUGAUGUUAGUCGUGAUCAGCGCUUCGUCGUACUUUUGCGAUGGGAGGAUUAUUCUCAACGCGCGUUUUUGUAUUUUUUCAAUAUCGUCACAUAAAUAUUGUUGGAUCUUGUAAUGCCAGACCUGGCAUGCGUACUCUAAAACAGGCCUAAUAAUGGUAGUAUAUACAGUAAUUAACGUGUCAAUACACGCGUUGGACCUUUUUAGCAGUCUUAGCAUAUAGAGACUCUUGCUAGCUUUUUUAACUAUGUUAUUUAUAUGUUCAUUCCACUUCAUGUUAUCUUGGACUGUGAGGCCAAGGAUACGGGCAGAUUUCUCUCGUUCAAUAUUAACUUUAUCGACUGGUAAAGGGGGAAAGCAAUGCUUCUUUUUUGCAAAAUCAAUAACCAGUUCUUUGCAUUUUCCAAUGUUUAAUUUCAUAUUAUUACUCGUAGUCCAAUUAUUGAUGUAAUUAACCAGUUCUUGAAGGUUGCUGUUACAAUCUGGGCCAAUGGUUUCGGUAGUGGUGGUGUCGUCAACGGAUUUCCAUCGGUCUUUCCAAUCAGCGAGGAGAUCGUUUAUCAUGAUUAGGAAGAGGAUUGGGCCUAAAACAGUUCCCUGGGGGACUCCACCGUUGAGGAUUUGCCAUUCUGACACACAAUGGGGCAUUCUGACCCGUUGGCUUCGUUGAGUAAGAAAACUUCUUAUCCAGUUUGUUAUUAAUGAUGGAACGUCCAUAUCAGAUAAUUUACUGAGGAGGAUGUUAUGAUCGAUAUGAUCAAAAGCUUUGGAGAAGUCUAAUAAAAAAAUUCUCACAGCAUUUUUCGGCACAUCAGUUUCGUUUAAUAAGUGAUGGAGAAGGCUCAAUAAUGCAUGUGUUGUUGAAGAGUUUUUUAGAGAUCCAAAUUGCCGUUUAUCGAUCUUCUCACCAAUCAACUCCAUCAGCCAGUCUGCGACAAAACGUUCACACGUUUUUGACAAAGUGGCAGUAAGCGAGAUGGGACGCAAGUCUUUAGUAAUGUCCCUCAGCACCUUAUUUUUAGGUACAGGGAUGACGUCGGCUUUUUUCCAUACCGCGGGAACAGACGCCUGUUGAAGGGAGGCGUUGAAGAUUGAAGUAACAGGGGAAGACAGCAGGGGCGCAUAAUCUUUUAGGACCCAAUUCGGUAUUUCAUCUGGACCAGCCGCUUUCGAGGAUGAUAUUGAAGAUAAUUUAUAAUAAAAGUUCUGUAAUAUUUCUCAAGUAAUUGUAUCGCUUUCAAAUCAUCAGUCGUCAACUAAUACUUUUUGAAUGAAACGGUUGUAUAGAGUAACACAACUGUGGUGACACUGGAUCUCCAUGACAACAACAUUGGUGACGAUGGUACGAGAUAUAUUGCAGAAAUGGUCAAAGAAAAUUGUUACAUUUCUUCAUUGGUGAGUUUUAAUGGACCAGCUGACUCGAAUUAAUAAUAAUAAUAAUAGGUUUAUUCAAAAACUUAUUGCAGCAAAUGCUGAAUUACAAGUUAAUACAUAAAUUAUCAAGAAUAACUAUAUCUUUAAAAAUCUGUCAAGUUACAUAUUUUACAUGUUAGAAGAUAUCAAUAUUUACAAGUUAUAACAUUUAAAAAUCUAUCAGUAUUUAUGGAAUUAGAACACUUAGAUUCGCUUAAAUGUCGUAAGUUAUGUUUAUGGUUUAUCACAACGCUGUUGUAAUUGAAGAGUUUUUGAGCGGACCAGACGAUUUAUUGUCUUUAGCAAACUUUUUACAAAUGUCAGCGUCCGUGUCAGCGUAGGUAUAGUGACAAGAACAUCAGAAAGCUGUGGAUUGCGAGGGAUUCAACUGCCUGAAAAAUAUACAAGGAAAACUUUGACGUUUCGAGAGAAGCCCCUUGGCUCCUUCAUCUAACUUUCCGAUGAAGGACCUUCGCUCGAAACUUCGCUAGUUGCAUCCCUCUCAAUCCCCAGUCUCUCCUCAAUACCAGUGAGCACAGAUUUCAGAUACCUCGCAUGCCUAGUUACCACUGGUAGGAAAAUGUAAGCAUACAAUGGAACAAAGAUAACCAAGCUUUAAGUCUCGCUGACUAUAAAAUAACUCUUUCUUAUAAUUUUUAUUGUUUUUAGGAUCUUUCAUCAAAUAAAGUUGGCCACAUUGGCUGUGCCGCUAUCUGUGAUCUGUUAAAUAACAGUGGAAUUAUUCAUGAUUUGAAUGUAUCGGACAAUGUUUUUGCUGACAAAGAUGCUGUUGUUCUAGCCGACACUAUUAAGGUUUCUUUUCUGCCACAAUGUUUUUGAAAUCAACGUGCUAUGUAUUUAGUCAGUUACUGAAACAAACUGUGGCGACGUAAUUUCUUCCCGUUUCAGGUUAAUGAACAUUUGACGACGCUAAAUUUAAGUAGAAACCAGUUUUGUGAAGAAGGAGGAGUGGUCCUGGGUCCGAGUAUCAGUAAGUAUCCUUUUUCAUUGUUCCAGAUUGUUCCCAGCUUGCCACUGAAAUCACGUGACGCUAAGACAGAGUGAAAUUUGGUCCCGAGUACGAGGUCACAAUACAUCAGUAUUUAAGUUCUUUGUAUGUUUGCAUGGUGAUAAAAUAUAAUAGUUUUGUUUGUGGAAACACCACGUAAAUUUAUUACUGCAAAGCUUUCGAUCCGUAAGCCCGGAUUUUCAUCAGUGCUAUACAUAUUAUUAGCACUGAUGAAGAUCCAGGGUUACGGAUCGAAAGCUUUGCAGUAAUAAAUUUACGUGGUGUUUCCACAAACAAAACUAUUACAUCAGUAUUUAUAAAUAUAAUACUCCUUUAUCUCCUCAUCCCGCAGCUGCGAAUGAUUCAAUUGAAAUGCUGGAUUUGAGUUUUAACCAAAUACGUCGACGUGGUGCAUUGGCAAUUGCCGCUGGACUUAAGGUUUGUACAUUCAACCACAACGAACUCUUCUGUGUUUCUUGUGCAGAACAUUCGUGAAAAUCGAUAUAACAGGGGGUGGGGUGCCCACGGGCCUUGAAAAUUCUGGAAAGUCCAUGAAAAUGAAUGUCCUGGAAUUUCUUUCCCUGCAGCUGUGCUGAUAAUACUUGAACAUUAUUUAGUCUACUGAUUCUGAAUAAGUAGCAGUGUUUCAAAAAGCAAAGUUCGUGCCAUUUUCAAAGAUUCCUCCCGCUUGAAUUUACUAAAAAACUUCCUUGAAAGUCCUGGAAAACUCCUUCAAUUUCAUCUUCACACUACGGAGUGGAAACCCUAACUAUCUAACUUCGUAUAACUCCAUCCGUUCUAAGCUGAUUUUCUUAGAGUGGUGAGGUCGUCCCUGGUUCUGUGUUGCUACAGAAGAAAACCGGAGUACUCAAUGAAACUUGCGGAGUCUACUGAGGCAAAAUUACAAUCAGGGGCCGGUUGUAUAAAAAAGUGAUUAAAGUUAAUUAUAAUUAAGUGGAAACGUCAUCCAAUAAGAAGCGCCUAUUUGAGAGUUAAUCACUAUUUAACCACAAAAUAGUGAUUAAAAAAGUGAUUAAGAGUUUUAUACAACCGGCCCCAGACAUAUUACAGACAUCGAACCCCAACAACAGAGAUAAAAGGCACCACCAAACUGUUACAUUCACAAUUCGUUUUACAUUGUUCCCCAGAGCAACUGUACUUUGAGAGUGUUGGAUCUCUCAUGGAAUGGGUUUGAAGACGACGGGGCACGUGCUUUAUGUGACUCAAUGAGGGUGAACAAUACCCUGACGGAAUUGAAUAUCAGAAACAACAGAAUCUCAACUGUUGGUGCAGCGCACAUUGCGCGAGGUUUGGAAGGAAAUAACACAUUGGAGGUUCUUAAGGUUAGCACCAUUUACCGUAGCCUGCGAAAACUGCCGCCCGAUUAUCUCGUUCCGUUGUUUUCGCAGGCUCCGCGGUUCUAAAACAAACUUUCUUUGCAGUGGGUAGCCUGCGAUAUUUGCGAGCAAGGGAGAAAGGCGGGCCCAUUGACCACUUGCCAGCCACGCAGGGUUUACAGUAGACAGCUCUAUCAGCUGAAAACUGUUUUCCUUAGAGGUCCUGUAGGGAUCAUACUGUCUCGAUAAGAAAACCUGCGAUUUUUUAUCCAACUGGUGGCACACUCAUACGACUGAGGGGAAAUUAUAAGCAGAUAACUGCAUACUGCAGGACCCCCCAAUACACCCUUCCGGAAAAUACGUCACUUUGGCUAUACAGCCUCGUUUUCAUGUAUAUCACAUUUAAAGCCAACGUACGUCUCAGUCACGAAAACGAGACUCUACAGCCAAGGUGACGUAUUUUCCGGAAUGGUGCAUUAUCGAUGUGAAAAACAGAUGCAACAUUCACUGAAAACACAUGACCAUUACACUGUGCCACGAAAUCCUGAUCGUUGAAGUUCUUGUUUCUCAAGUUAUUUCAUUUCAUUAGAUUGGUCAAAAUCCAAUCCAAACAGCGGGAGCUCACUCCAUUCUUUCAGCAGUGAGAGCGAAAUCAGACAGUGCUAUACACACACUCUAUCUUGAAGACAUCUACCUGGAUGAUGAUUUCUUUGUUUUAUUAAAAACUCUAAAUGAACGUAAAGCAGUCAAGGUUAUUGGCCGAGGCAGACCUUCAGAACGAACACCCCUACAGCUAGUCAAACGCUUUAUCACUGAUAACUAUGAUCACUGGUUUGAAGUAUUUGGGGCGUUUGACCCAGAUGGUUGCGGGCUCAUUUCUAAAGCUCAGUUCAUCCAGGGUUUGAAGGUCAGUAGUUUAAACUCUUUGACAUACGGUUAGCGUGUUGUCCCGUAUAGUAAAUGUCUACCUAAUACCUAAUGUUUUCUGAUUGGCUUCUGAAACAAAAAUAAUCAGUGUUUAUGACUCGUUCUUUAGAAAAAUUAUUUCUAUGGUUUGUCUUUAUUGUCACAAUUAAGCAUUCACAAAGCUUGUUGUAGGUACGGGCGACCCCAGUGCUGCUGAGUUAAGCCUGUUACUGCAGGUAGCUCGAGGGAGAUUAUUACUUAGGAUGGGUGACUACCUUGCUCUUUAUACUUGAAGUGUUUGAAAACCCGUGUAAGUCGAGUUGUGGUUCGUUCUUUCCUGAACAUCGGAAGUUACUUUUCCAGUCCUUUCGUUCCCUCCCUGUCUCUUCCGACAUGACCCGUAUGGUGGCUGCGACAGGAGUCAGGCCUUGGCUACCUGCAAUUUUCUGUAUCAUUUCUAGGAAGUGGAUUUAACGUUUGACAAAGGCCAGAUGUCGUGGUUAUGUAUUUCAUUAACAGAAGAUCGGGGAUCACAAAUCAGCUACAAGUAUGUAGACUGUUACGAGAGUAAAAUCAUUCACAUCAUUUCUUUCACUGCGAAAACUGCUGGUUGACUGUAACUUUGUACCCAGGGCUUCUGUGCUUGUGCUCUGCUAUCUCUUGCAUUCCUACCGUAUAUACCAUGUUUACGUGAGUAAUUUUGUGUUUAGAAAACCUGCUGAGAACAUCAAGAAGAAAAUCCCCUCAGCGAAAGCGUCGCCCAAAUCUGCCACCCCUGCUACGCCAAGCAAGAAGAAAAACAACAAAAAAUCUCGAUGACAAACUUUGCAUGCACGCAAAAUGUUGCAAAUAAAAUAUACUAGAACAAAUAUUUUAUUUUUUGUUAUACGUUUUAUCCUUUUAGAAUAUUUAGCUUCAUAAAAAGCCUCCUCUAUCUAGAGCCUAGCUAUAGGGAAGUUUUAGAGUUUCCGAAACAUACCAAGUUGAUCGCGCGUGGACAGUUUGCACUGAUAGUCUUUCUACAUUGAGGUUGAUGGGAAGUUCAUUUGUGGAGAUAAUGAAGGUGAAGAAGACGUCUUUAGUUUGUAAAGUGAAUAAAUAAAUAAUCUUAUGUAUCAAUUUAUACCAGAGACAGAUGAUCCAUCGGACGAACUUGGCCAAAGAAAGACAUUUCCUCGUCACCCAUGAUCAGUCUAAAGCCGGCAUUAAGAUGAAUUGUGAGGGAAAAAUCAGGUAUGAUAACUAGUGACGUCAAUCCAUGGUAAAUACUCUGGACGCUAUAUCAUCAAUCAGCCAAUCAAUGCCAUGCAAUAGAUUCUCACCAGUCACCGCGCUACACCACUGGAUUUGCCAGUGGUGACUUUUGAUUGAAUCCAGUUCUAAUGC
Paramuricea clavata is the source of this 11351-nucleotide messenger RNA. NCBI's taxonomy places the organism in Eukaryota, Metazoa, Cnidaria, Anthozoa, Malacalcyonacea, Plexauridae. The record is from the annotation of a GenBank genome assembly.